Molecule: messenger RNA, 1691 nt
Organism: Topomyia yanbarensis
Lineage: Eukaryota; Metazoa; Arthropoda; Insecta; Diptera; Culicidae
Product: heat shock protein beta-1
Exons: 5
Coding region: 335-934 (199 amino acids)
Biological process (GO): response to heat; protein refolding
Molecular function (GO): protein folding chaperone
Source: RefSeq, a predicted model, not a curated record
UACCGCAAGCGGAGAGCCAUUCAGUCGAAGAGAGUCUUUUGUUGUGAACUGUUCAAGUUGUACGCGUAUCAUCCAAUCAAAAAAUAGCUACUAUUGUUGGGUGUGUGUGGCGACAGUAGAAAAAAAAUAAAAGGAGAUAGGAGGAAAAGUGUGACCUUGCGUGUGACGAUAAUACUUGCAAAGAAGUGCAGGCCCCUGUUAAGAGUGUACCGGCGAAGGUCGAAACUGAUUUUCGAUCGAUCGAUAAACGAAUAACAGUUGAAUCCGGUGUGAACUUGUCCAUCCGUCGUCUGCAGUCUGCACCCUUGGGACAUUGGUUUUUAAGCGGUGAAAAAUGGCCGACAGUGCAAACAAACGCAACAUCCCGAUCAAACUGGGCGACUUCAGUGUGAUCGAUACGGAGUUUUCCAGCAUCCGCGAGCGCUUCGACUCCGAGAUGCGAAAGAUGGAGGAAGAGAUGGCUAAAUUUAGAUCGGAACUAAUGAAUCGGGAAUCCAACUUCUUCGAGACCACCUCGAGUUUUUCCACCAAAAAGACAGCGACAUCCAGCAGCACAACCACAUCGAACGCAGCGUCGGCACUGAAACACCCACAGCCCACGACACAGGUUCAGGACAUCAACUCGCCACUGAUACAGGAAGAUGGUGAUAACAAAGUGUUGAAGCUUCGCUUCGAUGUUAGCCAGUAUGCCCCAGAGGAAAUCGUGGUCAAAACCGUGGACAACAAACUACUGGUCCACGCCAAGCACGAGGAAAAAUCCGACACCAAGUCCGUGUACAGGGAGUACAACCGUGAGUUCCUGCUGCCGAAGGGAUGCAACCCGGAGCUGAUCAAGUCAUCGCUCAGCAAGGACGGUGUCCUCACGGUGGACGCUCCGUUACCACCCCAGGCUCUGACCGCCGGUGAAACCAUGAUUCCAAUUGCCCACCACUAGAGGGGCGCGUCGAAAAUCACUCUCCCUACCCGAUCAUAAUUGACAUACAAACACACACACACACACGAUCAGUGUGCUUUCAGCCAUAAAGAUGUAUUGGCGCAUUCAGUGAAGAAAAUCAGAAAACCAGUAAACAAGAAAAUAAAAAACCAAUGCUUUUAUACUCAUAUUCGUUACUAUUUUGCUGGCUAGCCGGCGAUGAAACUGGUGUUCUACGCCAAGAUUUGAAGCUGUAUUAAGACAAGAUAUUACCGAUUAAUUAUAGAGGGAAUUAGCCGUAUCUCUUUCGAAACCAGAUAAUCAAUGUGAUAUGGUGAAUGCGCACAACACUACUUAACUAUCAACAACAACAGGCUAACAAUAGAAUUUCCCUAUACAAAACCAGUAUCAAAGUGGCCUUUAUUCAUCUUGUUUUGUCAUUCUUUCGUGUCAGCAAUAGAAGUGAACACAAUCAAACUAAGCGAAGAACUAUAUAAUUCAGGAAAAUUUUACACAGGCGAAUCGUUAUUGAUUAUCACAGCUAUAUCUCGGCAGCAGUAAUUUUCCACAUACUUAGGUUGAUUGAUGAUAUUGGAUGUUGUAGCCGGCUUACAGUUCUUAGAGAAAAGAAAAGAUGCAGUUUCUAUACCUUUUAAUACCAUCGAUAAGAUACAACGCAAAAGUCGGUCUACAACAACCGUUUGUGUAUUCGUGCUUUAUUUAUAUUUAUAUAACGUAACAUCUGAGAAGUAAAGAAAUAUACGACAGAUAAAUCAGA